This is a messenger RNA of Diorhabda carinulata, 1232 nucleotides long. RefSeq lists its product as uncharacterized. Lineage: Eukaryota; Metazoa; Arthropoda; Insecta; Coleoptera; Chrysomelidae. The record is from RefSeq and is a predicted model, not a curated record. The transcript has a single exon. Bases 63 to 1199 code for a protein of 378 amino acids.
GUCAAAUUAAAAAAAAAUUUGUAGCAUCUUUAAGUUCUUUAUGUAAAUUUAUUUAUAUUUAUAUGUUAUUUCGCAUAUUAGUACUAUAUACAUUUUUCUUGCAUAGUUUUGAAUCGUUCGCAAUAUCUAAUGACAAAGACGAGUUGAGUAUAUUGCAACGAGCGAAGAGAAACUUGUUGUGCAAAGAGAAAGAAUACUUGAAGAAUCAACCGAUGAGUGAACAAUUAAGAAAAUUCAUAAGCAGAUACAAGAGAAAAGCAAAAAUUCCAAAAUCUAGAAUAAAACACGAUAUAGAAGAUAUGUAUGUAUUAGAUAAUGGAAAUAUAGUUCCUCUGAACCAAAUUAAAAUUAGAAACGUAAAUGAGGAAUACUACACCAGUUCGCAGGCAAGUACACAACAAUGGAAAUUCACAGUUUUACCAGUUAUUCUUCCAAAAACCCGCGAUUCUUGUUCGACAGUUUCUACCGUUGAAUCAACCUCUCCAGUAACUACAUUUAGUAUCACUACUCCUAGCGAAACCACUAGUAUCAUUAGUGCUACUAUUGAUGAUACUAAUACGAGUAGCAAAAUUCAUAAAACAACAACAAAAACUGAAGAAAAGACGGAAGAAUCUUAUGUAGAAUCAGAUGACGAAAAUAUACCAAGCGAAGUUACCACUAAAGGUAAACUGUUGAGUAAAGUCAUUCAAGACGUCCAAGAAUUAAUCAAAUUUGAAAAUCAACCGAAAACCGAAGGAGAAUUGGGAACUUGCAACGUAACCGGCGAUUGGGAUAGUUACGCCGGAGGUGUCCAAAUUCGCAUAUCACCCAACUCCAAUCCCAAAACACCGAAAAUAGAAAUAGUACCUAGAGAACCGCCGAUGGAUGGUUUUUUGAACGGUACUAUUUGGAAUGUGACCGCCCUAGCGCCGUUUCCGCAUCAAUCUUUAAUUUCUAUUACGGCCGUAUCUGCUAAAGGUAAAAAGAUAGCAAAUUUUUUGGGAGAAUGUAGGAUUUGUGAAGGAGCAGAAAGUAUAGCCGGAUAUUGGAUGUUGAGACGGAAAUCGAAAAAUUGCAAAGACCGAGAAGAAGCGAAUAGUAUUAUUAGCGAUGUUCUCAGAAAAAACAACGUCAGGUUGUUGCAGAAACAACACCUAGCUUCAAUCGAUAAAUCUACGAUGCAACACAUAGAAUCAACAUCGGAAGACGUGGAACAUUAACAAUUAUUAAUUUAAUUAAAGUUUAUAAUUGAC